[Candida] anglica is the source of this 763-nucleotide messenger RNA. The record is from the annotation of a GenBank genome assembly. Lineage: Eukaryota; Fungi; Ascomycota; Pichiomycetes; Serinales; Debaryomycetaceae.
UUUUUAUUUAAUAGAACAAAGUUAAAAGAUGGUAGCCAAUAUUUGGGUUGCAGCUGCUGAUAAUGAAGUUGAAAUAGUGAAAAAGCACCUUGAUGCUGGAUUUAGUGGGAAUUCAAAGGAUCCAAAUGGAUAUACUCCAAUACAUGCUGCCGCAUCUUAUGGUCAUUUAGAACUUUUAAAGCUUUUAAUAUCCAAGGGAGGUGACAUUAACAUACAAGAUAAUGAGGGAGACACUCCAUUACACCACGUGGAAGAGCUCCGGGUGGCCAAGACCAUGGUGGAAGAAUUAGGAGCCGAUUGGAAAAUCAAGAACAAUGAUAAUCAAACUCCUGCUGAGUACAUAGAAGAGGAAGAUGAGUUCCCAGAAUUAUCACAAUAUUUACGUUCCUUGGCUCAUGACAAGCCAGAAGUUGGAUCCUCCUCUUCUGUUGACGCUGACUUCCUUGCAUCAUUGCCAUCACCAGGUACCGUUGAUGGACACCAAAUCAGAUAUACCAUGGAAUCUGAACCACAAGGUGAAGAAAUUGGAAUUAAUAUUAUGGGUGAUGAAGAAAAGAGAAAGAAGAUUGAAGAAAUUUUGAACAGUGAAAACCCUGAAGAAGGUUUAAGAGAGUUGAUUCUGAAUGCCGUUGCUGAUGGUAUGGCUCAAUACAACGCAGGUGAAUCCAAGUCUGCCGAGCCAGAAGAAAAGAAGAGAAGAAAGUAGGUAAGAAGCUAAGAAGUUGGUCAGACCACUUGUGGGGGUGCUACCACUAGCAUCAUU